Molecule: messenger RNA, 1429 nt
Organism: Bufo bufo (common toad)
Lineage: Eukaryota; Metazoa; Chordata; Amphibia; Anura; Bufonidae
Gene: RBM17
Product: RNA binding motif protein 17
Exons: 12
Coding region: 78-1274 (398 amino acids)
Biological process (GO): alternative mRNA splicing, via spliceosome; mRNA cis splicing, via spliceosome
Cellular component (GO): precatalytic spliceosome
Molecular function (GO): RNA binding
Source: RefSeq, a predicted model, not a curated record
CACAAGUCCCGCCCCUUCCGACCAGCAGCGGGUGUUUAUGGAGCUUUCUUACGGGUAGUAGGUUGCAGGUGAGGAAAAUGUCUUUAUACGACGAUUUAGGCGUGGAGACGAGCGACUCAAAAACAGAAGGAUGGUCGAAAAACUUCAAGCUUUUGCAGUCCCAGCUGCAGGUUAAGAAGGCAGCUCUAACACAAGCAAAGACUCACAGGACAAAACAGAGCACAGUACUUGCCCCCGUCAUUGACUUAAAACGCGGCAAUACAGAUGAUCGACAGGUUAUUGAUACCCCGCCUCACGUGGCUGUUGGAGUGAAGGACCCUGUUCCCAGUGGGUUUUCUACAGGAGAUGUCUUGGUUCCGUUAGCUGAUGAGUAUGAUCCCAUGUUCCCAAAUGAAUUUGAAAAAGUGGUUAAACGACAGAGAGAGGAAAGGCAACGUCUGCGUGAGCUGGAAAGGCAAAAAGAAAUUGAAGAAAGAGAAAAGCGAAGAAAGGACCGGCAUGAGGCCAGUGGGUUUUCCCGUAGACCUGAUCCUGAAUCUGAUGAGGAGGAAGAUUUUGACAGAGAGCGUCGUAAGAGAGUCAUGGGAGGAGCAGCUAUUGCACCACCGACAUCACUGGUUGAGAAGGAUCGGGAAUCCAUUGUGCCCUCUUAUGAUGAGGAGCCGAGGCCCCGUCCACCUAUACCUAAAGCAGCAAUUCCACCUCCCAUAUAUGAUGAGCCAGAGAGACCUCGGUCACCAACUGGGCCCAGCAAUUCAUUUAUUGCAAACAUGGGUGGAACUGUGGCUCAUAAAAUCAUGCAGAAAUAUGGCUUCCGGGAAGGACAAGGUCUGGGAAAACAUGAGCAGGGACUUAGUACUGCCUUAUCGGUUGAGAAAACAAGCAAGAGAGGAGGCAAAAUCAUUGUUGGUGACUUGGCUGAUAAAGUUGAUGCAUCUAAAAAAGCUGAUCCAAACCCUCUUACAGAAAUACUGAAGUGUCCUACCAAAGUGGUUUUAUUGCGGAAUAUGGUUGGUGCAGGGGAAGUAGAUGAAGAUCUGGAGGGUGAAACAAAAGAAGAAUGUGAAAAAUAUGGCAAAGUUAGCAAAUGUGUCAUUUUUGAGAUCCCUGGCACUCCAGAUGAAGAGGCUGUGAGGAUAUUUUUGGAAUUUGAGCGGGUGGAGUCGGCUAUAAAAGCUGUGGUGGACCUCAAUGGAAGAUACUUUGGUGGUCGAAUAGUGAAGGCAUGCUUCUACAACCUAGAUAAAUUCAGAACUCUGGACCUUGGAGAUUAAGUUUACUGUAGUCCUAUACUUUGAAGCGAGUAGUCUCUUCAGAGUGUUGGGGACCAUGAGUGUCAUCUACUCAUCAUGGAAAUAUGUCAGUUUAUCACGUUUAUUGUGAUGGGUUUCGUUUCUUCUUUUUAUAGUAUAAAGAACCUUUUAAAACC